Condylura cristata (star-nosed mole) is the source of this 3818-nucleotide messenger RNA. RefSeq names its product V-set and transmembrane domain containing 2 like (gene VSTM2L). Bases 234 to 848 code for a protein of 204 amino acids. Lineage: Eukaryota; Metazoa; Chordata; Mammalia; Eulipotyphla; Talpidae. The transcript is spliced from 4 exons. The record is from RefSeq and is a predicted model, not a curated record.
GAAGAGUCCCGCAGUCGGAGGCGACCGGCUGGGCGUGCGCUCGCUGUCCGCAUCCGGGGCUGGGCCGGGGCCCGGCGAGGGCUGGGGCCGGGGCCGGGCCAGGUUCAGCUGGCGAGGAGCAGCGACCGGAGUCGGGCAGCCAGGCCGCACCGGGCAGGGACCGGCGGGCGCAGGGUCUGCAGUCUGCUGAGCCCCGAUGUAAGGCGGCGGCGCCCCCGGCCCGAGCGAGCACCAUGGGGGCCCCGCUCGCCUUGGCGCUGGGCGCCCUCCACUACCUGGCACUUUUCCUGCAACUCGGCGGAGCCACGCGGCCCGCCGGCCACGCGCCCUGGGACAACCACGUCUCCGGUCACGCCCUGUUCACAGAGACGCCCCAUGACAUGACGGCGCGGACGGGCGAGGACGUGGAGAUGGCCUGCUCCUUCCGCGGCAGCGGCUCCCCCUCCUACUCGCUGGAGAUCCAGUGGUGGUACCUGCGGACCCGCAGGGACUGGACCGACAAGCAGACGUGGGCCUCGAACCAGCUAAAAGCAUCUCAGCAGGAAGACGCAGGAAAGGACGCGACCAAAAUAAGUGUGGUCAAGGUGGUGGGUAGCAACAUCUCCCACAAGCUGCGCCUGUCUCGAGUGAAGCCCACGGAUGAAGGCACCUAUGAGUGCCGCGUCAUCGACUUCAGUGAUGGCAAGGCCCGGCACCACAAGGUCAAGGCCUACCUGCGGGUGCAGCCGGGAGAAAACUCCGUCCUGCACCUGCCAGAAGUCCCUCCUGCGGCCCCAGCCCCACCACCCCCCAAGCCAGGCAAGGAGCUACGGAAGCGCUCGGUGGAUGAGGAGGCCUGCAGCCUCUAGACUGACACCCUAACCCGCCACCUGCCCCCCGCCCCCACGGCUGUACAGAGUGCAUUAGAAGCCACUGGACUGCCGGGGCCGGGACUGCCCGUUUCCAGCCUCCUCUCCAUCCCUGAGAUGGCCUGUGGCCCCCACAUCGGCCCUCCGCCCACCACCCCUUUUGCUCAGCAUGUAAGCCCACCCAACCCUUCCUUUUCAGACCCCUGCUGUGACCCGGCUUGGAGAAGCCUGAGGACGUGGCUCAGGGCAUCAAGGGGAUGAUCACCCCAACACUGGGGCGGGGCACCAUGCUGGGGUAGCUGCCCCCUUCUGUCACCAGCUUCAGUGGAGUGCAGUGUUUUGCUUUGCUUGCUUGUCCCCCAACCUGUCCCAAGCCGGGCCGCCCAGCCUUACUUUCCCUCCUUCCUACCAUCCCCUGCUUGGACCCCAGGGUGUGGACAGUGACCCCUCCCCAAAUUUGGACUUGAAUUUCUGAGCUGAAUUAGGGCCCCACCCUCACGAAGAACUGGGGCACAGAACUCCAGGAGAGCCUUGCCCUGGGGCCCUCUCUCGUAAUCAGGGUCACUCACGGGGGCCUUGGGAGGAGAGCAGAGGCUACACCGCCUGCUGGCGGGUUAUUCUGUUCAGCUCCUACCUAAGAAGCAGCCUUCUGUCCCCAUUCGAGGCGGGACAGGGAAUCUGAACCCCCCCACCUCCCACAGCAAGUCAGAAGGAGGGCUUUCCCCUCCGACCCCAUGGCCCCAGGCAGAGUUUUGCACCAGCAGGACCCCGUCCAGGGUCUUUGAGGCUCUCCCAGGAGCCCCCCUCUGCCAGCUCCCAAGGUCCCAAACCCCUUUUGGGACCCAUGCCAGGUCUAUCCAAGGGUCUGGGGUUCUUGGGAGCCAAGCCCCACCCCCAUGCCAACCCCCUCAGUUCCUGAUCAGGGGCACCACCCCUGGUGAUUUGUAAAUAUUUCUAUUGGGUCCAGCACUCCCCUUGGAACUGCCUCAAACCUCUGCCACCCCUCAGCAAUGGCAUGGGGGAUGUGGGCGAGGCCGAGGGCUUUGUCCAGGGCUGUGUGGGUAACCCUGUACAUACGAUCCAAUCUGUGACUACCAGCCAACCCGAAUAAAGCGGUUUAAAAAAAACCUCUGGGCUGUGUCUUUUUAGGGCAUUAGUGUCUCAGAGCUUGAGGGGCUUGAGGGCAAGCCCACACCCACACCUCCCUUGGCUUCUCACUCUUCCUCUCUGCCCCUCCACACACAGAACAAGAGCUGGUGGGGCACAGAGAAAGGGGAAGGAAAAUGCAAUUACCAGGCUCUCAAAUUAUUCUUUGACUUUGAGAUAAUCACAAAUGCAGAAGACUGCCUAAAAUAUGUUUACACUGUUCUGGGAAUAAAUAAAUUAUAGAGCGAAUAAGAAAGUAGCCACCACCUACCACACACACUAUUCAUUCCAUUCCCCCAUUUCAUACCCCCUAACCACAUCUACUCUGUCUUGUAAGGUAAUCACCUCUUUAAUAAUCAUCUUUACAUGAUGUUUUACUGCCUGUAUGUAUGUCAUCUUAAACAAUAUGGCUGUGUUCUAUCUUUUUGAACUUUAUAUGCAUGGGAUCAUACUGUAUCUGUUCUUUCAUGUACCUCUGGAUUUGUGAGAUUCAUCCAUAUUUGCUCAUGUCUGUACUUGUCCAUUUUUAUUGCUGUAUAAUAUUCCGUUGCAUGUACAUCCUGCAACUUAUCAACUGACCCAGCCAUCCUGCUGUUUGUAGGAAUGUGUGUUCCAGCUGGGUGCUAUGACCAACACCACAUCCAGGAGCGUUCUCAUUUAUGUCUCUGAUGCAUGUGAGCACAGCUUUCUUGGGGUGGGUUUGCAAGUCCGAAGGUUAGGCAGUGCUGCACUUUCAGGACCUCAUUUUCUCCUUAUUAUGGGUGAAGAGUCCUGCUCAGAGAGGUUAAGUAGCUCUUUCAAGGUCACAGCAUUGUUGAACUCUGCUCUGCCAGGCCUGGAUACCUCUCUCUCCCUAUUUCCCCUUCAUGCCUGGACUCUGGACUCCUCUGGUUCCCACCUGUCCUGGUUCUCCUGCAAAUCCUUCUGAGAGUGGGUUGCUCUAGGGCUUCAGGUUCAGUCCUGGCAGCCAGAUGCCCACUGCUCCCUCUGAUGCUCCCCUGCAGAAGCCGUAAGCACCACCCAUCUACCUGUCUCUCCAGAAAUGCUCAAGUCAAGGCAGGACUUGCAAAGCCCAGGUCCCUCUGGGAGGGGCUGGGGCCUGGAUGUCCAUGGCGGGGUAGGGUAGGCUUGUACUAGAGUGAUGACAAUACCGAUCCUGAGUACCUGCUGUGAGCCAGGCCCUGGUGAGGGCUUCUGUGGGAACUCCACGGGAUCUGAUUUAGCUCCUAGUUUUGUUACUCAGCUGGGAGGGUAGCUCAAGGUAGAGGAAAGUUAGAAUCUUGCUUCUACCCAUCCCAGAUUAAACUGCAAUCCAGACUCUUGCUCUCGCUGAACCUCCAUUUCCUUUUCUGUAACAUGGGGAUGUUACCAGGGAAAUGCAAAUCAAAAUUGCGCCAUACCACUUCACAUGGUUCAAAAGAUAGAUAAAUAACAGGUGUUGGCAAAGAUGUGGAGAAAUGGGAACCCUCCCACCCUGCUGUGGGCUUGAAAGUGGUACAGUCACUUUGGAAAACAGUUUGGCAUUUUCUCAGCACAUUAAACAAAAGAAUUAUCAUAUGACCCCACAAUUCCACACCACAGAAGUGAAGACAUCCAUCCACCCCAAGCUUGGUAGUGAACCCUUACAGCAACAUCACUCAUAAUAGCCAAAAGGGCAAACAACCCAAAAAUCUAUCAACUGAUAAAUGGAUAAAUUAAAUGUGGUGUCCACACCACAGAAUAUUAUGUGGCGAUAAAAAGGCUGAAAUGCUGACUGGAUAAAAAAGAUGUGGUACAUAUAUACAAUGGAAUAUUACUCAGCAAACAAAAAAGAGAAACACAUGU